CUGUCUGGCGGACGGGAGGUCGGGCGGCCGGAGAGGCUUGGGGCGGGCAGCGCCGCAGCAACUCCGCAUGGUGGAUCACGUAAUCGAUAAAACCAUGUGGUAACCGUUCGCUAUUCGCCGGGUUCAUGCUCUCUGGUGAAAAAAAAGUGAGUGCCUUCGAAACAAUCACUUUUGUACGAUGUGCAUCGUGAAAAUAUGCGAUGCCGAUGUUUGUUAUAGAAGUGUUUUUCAAGAAAAAGUGUAUUUGAUAAGUGUUAUUAGAUACGUCUGAGAAGAGACGAAGUAUGAAAAAUAUAUAUUGCUAGUGUUGCAUUUUUUACAAUGAAAAAAGGACUCUGUUGAAUUUACAUCCGUGUCGUUGGAUGAAAAAUCUGCUCUAACUCCGGGAGGCACGCAGGCAGCAGGCGCGGCGCGAGGGCCGUCGCUGAUGGAGCAGCUGGAGCUCCAGCAGCUGGUGGACGGCGCGCGUGGCCGCCGCGGUCGCCUAGCAGCGCUGCUCGGCGCCGCCCCCGCAGGGAGCGGCGGCGCGGCGGAGGAGGAGCUGGUGUGCAGCCCGCCGGCGGUGUCGACGCCCGUGGUGGCCAACGGGCCUUCGAUGGCGUGUGCGGCGGGGCCGUCGGCGGCGGGGCCGGCGGGCGCGGUGGCGUCGGCGUCGGCGGCGCUGGCGUCGGCGACGGCGUCGGCGUCGGGCGCGCGCCGGCGCUCGUCGUGCUCGUCGGCGGCGGCGGUGGCGCGCUCGCUGUGCUGCCGGCCGUGCCCGUACCUGGGGCUGCUGCUGGCCACGCUGUCGUCGCUCUUCUUCUCGCUGUGCUCCGUCAUCGUCAAGUGGCUGGUGGACGUGCACCCCAUGGAGCUGGCGGCGUGCCGCUUCGUGGGCGUGCUGCUCCCCGCCGUGCCCAUCGUGCUGUGGCGCAACGAACGCCCGUUCCCGCGCGGCCGGCGCGCCAUGCUGCUGCUGCGCUCGUUCGUGGGCACGACGGGCCUCAUGCUCAGCUUCUACGCCUUCCGCCACAUGCCGCUGGCGGACGCGUCCGUGGUGGUCUUCAGCGUGCCCGUGUUUGUCGCCAUCUUCGCGCGCCUCUUCCUCAAGGAGCCGUGCGGCCUCUUCAACGCGCUGUCGGUGUGCCUGACGCUGGUGGGCGUGGUGCUGAUCACGCGGCCGCCGCUGCUGUUCGGGCGGGCGGUGCCGGCGCUGGCCGAGCAACUGCCUUCGAACGGCGCGGGCGGAGCGGGGGCCAGCAGCGACCUGUGGGGCGCCGUGGCCGCCUUCGCCGCCACCCUGUUCGGCGCCAACGCCUACGUGCUGCUGCGCGCGCUCAAGGGCCUGCACUUCUCCGUCAUCAUGAGCAACUUCGGGUGCUUCGCGCUGGCGCAGACGCUGCUGGUGACGUGGGCGCUGGGCGCGCUGUGCGUGCCGCGCUGCGGCUGGGACCGCGCGCUCGUCGUGGCCCUCGCCCUCUUCAGCUUCGGCGGGCAGAUCCUGCUCACGCUGGCCCUGCAGCUGGAGCAGGCCGGGCCCGUGGCCAUCGCGCGCUCCGCCGACAUCGUCUUCGCCUUCAUCUGGCAAGUGCUCUUCUUCCAGGAAGUGCCCAAUCGCUACAGCAUCGGCGGCGCCGUGCUCGUCACCAGCUCGGUGGUGCUGACCGGGCUGCGCAAGUGGGCGCUCGCGCUGCCCGACUCGUCCGCCACCAAGCGCAGCCUGGGCGUGCUGGCGCGGUGA
Messenger RNA from Gryllus bimaculatus (two-spotted cricket), 1720 nucleotides. NCBI's taxonomy places the organism in Eukaryota, Metazoa, Arthropoda, Insecta, Orthoptera, Gryllidae. The record is from the annotation of a GenBank genome assembly.